CGAAGACUGAAAGACCAACUCUCUCUGUUCUUUCUUUCAGCAGAGUCUCCCAACUUUCUUUACUUUCUCUGGUGAAUGAAAAAGUAUGGGCCACAUCUAAUCCCCUUUAAAAACCAAUUCUUCAAUUCAACUUCAAGAAUCCUUCCGAUUCCUAGGGUUCUCUUUUGGGUUCCUUGAAAAAACCUUGCUUUUCUACUGUUUCUCUCUCCCUCUCUCUAUCUCUGUCUCUCCAGUCUUUGUGAAUGUUGGUGGUGGAUAUGGCAGUGCUCUCUACGAAUACCCUGCCACUGGGGUUCAGAUUUCGGCCUACGGAUGAGGAGCUUAUUGAUUAUUAUUUGCGCUCCAAAAUCAAUGGCAAUCAUAAGCAAGUCACUGUUAUUCGUGAAAUUGAUGUUUGCAAAUGGGAGCCCUGGGAUUUGCCUGAUUUAUCAGUGAUACAGACAACGGAUCCAGAGUGGUUCUUCUUCUGUCCACAGGACAGAAAGUACCCAAAUGGGCACAGGUUGAACAGGGCUACAGGUAAAGGGUACUGGAAGGCCACUGGCAAGGAUCGUCAAAUCAAGUCAGCAACAAUCUUGAUUGGAAUGAAAAAGACCCUGGUCUUCCAUACUGGUCGUGCUCCUAAGGGUAAGAGGACCAAUUGGGUUAUGCACGAAUACCGCACAACACAAAAGGAGCUUGAUGGCACUAAUCCUGGCCAGAAUCCCUUUGUUCUUUGUCGUCUGUUUAAAAAACAAGAUGAGACUAUCGACGAUUCAAACUUUGCUGAAGUUGAACCUGCAGUUUCAUCCUCUACUGCUGCCAUAUCUUCUCCUCAAGACACGCAGUCUGAUCAUGCACUGGGUCCAACAUCACCAUCAUUUGAGAGGCUAGAUGAAAAGCCGACUAAAGUAGAAUGUACCAUUGCUGAUUAUUCAAAUGGGAUGGAACCAGACACUCUACAACCUGUUGAGUGCCCUAGCAACACCUAUAAUGGUUAUGAUGCAGAAGAUCAACUGAAUGUGCCGCUGGAGGGAUUAGACAUGUUUUAUGAUCCCCCGCAACAGCCACUUUUUUCCCCACUGCACUCGCAGAUGCAAACGGAGCUUUAUUACUGUGGCAGCAAUAACUUCAACAACGGUCAUCAGGGGGUGAAGAUUCAAUACGGCACCAAUGAUCAAGAUGCAGAUAUUUCUGAAUUCUUGAGCUCAAUUUUUAAUAGUUCAGGGGAGCACAGUGAUGUAGAUGCAUUUGUGGCAGUACCAUGCGAGACAGAGCUUCAAAAUCCUGUUCAGUCUGAGGGGAAUAUUGACAGAAAAGGUCCAGUGCAGAAUGAGUCAACUCAAAUAGAUUGUUUUCUUACUGGAGACGCUGGGACUGGAAUCAGGCUUCGGACUCGGGAAACACAAAAUCCAACUAGCACCGAGAACUUUGCGAGACAGGGUGAUGCACCAAGAAGACUACGGCUUCAGCGUAAAUUUGAAGUACUCCACUGCUGCAAUUUAUCUAAAGAUUGGAACUGUAGACCAGAAGACCAAGAAACAAAACCAAUGGCUGUGGAGGAGAUAAGAGAUACUGAAGAGAAAGCUAUUGAUGCAGCUGUUAGUGAUGUUGUUGAUGCUGCUGUUAGUGAUGCUGUUGAUGCUGCUACUGAUCCACCAAAAAAAGAAACCAUGUCCACAAGACUAAACUUCACCCCAGAGGGCAGCAUUCUGACAGGCGAAAGGGUCCCUAACGCGAUCUUGCAGGGCUCUCCUGCUGGUCAUUCUAUGUGGUCAUUUGCCUUUCUGUUUAGGGUAGUUGUUGUGGUUGCUUUCUUGUUCAUAAUGUUGCUAGCUUAUGGAGAUUUCAUAAGUUUUGAAGCUGCUGGAAGCCCUUUAACCGUGCGUAUGGCCUGAGCCCCAUUUUUGAGGGGGCUGUUUUGUGAGGCUCACAGGAUAGAUCAUAGAAUUGUUAGGUCUGUUGAUAUUUAUUUUUUACGUGCUUAUUUUAGUAUAACUCAGACCGAGUUCUCGUGUGUUUAUGUACAGCAGCUAACAAUUUUGAGGGUAUUUUUCUUCCAUAAAUAAAAUUAUGAACUUUAGUUAA
Molecule: messenger RNA, 2067 nt
Organism: Prunus persica (peach)
Lineage: Eukaryota; Viridiplantae; Streptophyta; Magnoliopsida; Rosales; Rosaceae
Product: NAC domain-containing protein 91
Exons: 6
Coding region: 243-1877 (544 amino acids)
Biological process (GO): regulation of DNA-templated transcription
Molecular function (GO): DNA binding
Source: RefSeq, a predicted model, not a curated record